Xyrichtys novacula (pearly razorfish) is the source of this 30506-nucleotide messenger RNA. Lineage: Eukaryota; Metazoa; Chordata; Actinopteri; Labriformes; Labridae. The record is from the annotation of a GenBank genome assembly.
GAGCGUGAUCGAUUUCAAACGGUCCACAAACCCGACAUCAACCGAAAGUCUCCAGUUACUCCCGAUCCGGCCCCCAUUGAAGUGUGUUGUAGUCGGGGUUGGGGGUGAUGGGGUGGACCUGAUUAAUGAAAUAAAGAAAAGAAAAAAAAGGAGAUUUCCAGAAAGCUUCCCUCCUGAGCCCCUCCCUCCCACCCUGCCUGCUGCUUUUUCGGCUUUUCGUCUUGGCUAAGGUAAUUAUCAUCAUCCAAUUAUACUUGUGUGUUUGAUCUUUUUUGUCUUUUUUUUUCUCUCUGUGUGUUUUAUUCAAUCAGGGAGGUAGUGGGUUAAAUCCUGCAGCUUUCCUCUGAUGUUUGGAGUGUUUGCUGGUGCUGAUCGGUCCCAUACGGUUGAUUCAGAUCAGGGCGUGAAACCUGCUGUAACGAAGGGAAGGCGAGUGGGAUGGCAAUAUUAACAGACAUUUUUACCCAGAAUAGUUAAAAAUGAGACGUAUCCUUGCGUAUGAGACAAUGAGAAACACGGAAAAACCCGAAAGAAAACGAUUAAGUCUCAAUAGGCAACAGGGAUUAUUUCAUGUGUGCACCGAAUGGCCUCUUUCUUCCCACCAGUUUGGGGAGAAAAUGGUAAAUCCACGUAUUUUACUCAGUGUAGCUGGUGUUUAACGCACUAUAAGAUACUGCAAUGAUAGUGUGCUUCUUGUCCAAGCUGUGGUGCAUUAUCCUGUCCUGUGUGUGGGAUAUACCCGCCUGUGCUGAGGUAUUUUCUGGUGGUUACGGUUUUGGUUACGCAAUGCUGUUGUGCGCUACGGCACACUUAAGACGCUGACUAAGUAUUUGCCACUGUGAGGGGUCUUUUAAAGGAGUGCUACAUGCAGCCUGGGCUCUUCCCUUCUUAAUCUGCCUAAUAAAUCAAAUUUAACCCCUUUAUUAAAUGUGUGUGAUUGAGGAGCUGGAAAAUUCUUCAUGCCAGGGUACACAAAAACCGAAUCCAGCAUCAGGGUAUCUCAUCUCCUCAUUACUCAUUCAUUGUCCUUCAUUUCCUCCAUCUUCCAUCCGGACAUCCCUGGAACGGGACAACCCCCAUUCAUGCUGGUCGUGACACACCCUUGGUGCACCAGCAGCUGCCUCCGGCUGUGAGUGGGAGAGGAGGGGACAAUGGGUGGAGGUGAAGGUGGAGAUGCAGGUGCAAGAAAUGAGUAGAUUCAGAGUGGGGGGCACUUUUAUAUAUGACAUAGUUAAGGAUUGGAGUAUGUCAAGAACGGACAGAGUAACAGGGGUUUAUGUGGUCCUGUUUAAAGAGGGAAUUAAAGGGAUAUUCUGGCGUAAAAUUAAUUUAGGGUCAAACACACCGUAACACCAAGUUAGACACCCCCUCGAGAGAUGAAUGUUGCUGACCGCUUGCUUCUCUAGUUAUACCAACUUUAAUAACAACCACACGAUAGCAAUACACAGCGGUCUAUGAACCUCUACCAAAACGCCACUCUAUAGCCAUAAAUAAUGCUCAGAACAGCACCUAACUUCAUCAACAGGACAUAUAGGGUCCCAGCCAUAGUACUAACCACCAAACAUCUUUUUAACUUUGUCUGAUUUCUUUAGCAAAAAGACAAAACACAACUCACCUACUCUCUUCCAGCAGCCGUUUGUUUGAAGCGAGACCUCGGGCCAGUCCAUUACGGACUACAGUGGGGUCAUGCAGCUCAAGAAGGAACAUUUUUGAUCAUUUCUUCAUGGAAAUACAAUCAGACUGAGACACUAAGGCAGAAGAACUACCGCGUCUGCUGUGCAAAAUGAUUAAUAUGGUGAUUAUUACUUCAAGGAAAUGAUAAAGAAAUGAUCAUAAAUGUUCUUCCUUGAGCUGCGUCACCCCACUGUAGUCUGUAGUGGACUGGCCCGAGGUCUCGCUACAAACAAACGGCUACUGGAAGAGAGUAGGUGAGUUGUGUUUAGUCUCUUUGCUAAAGAAAUUAGUCAAAGUUAAAAAGAUGUUUAGUGUCUAGUACUAUGGCUGGGACCCUAUAUGUCCUGUUGAUGAAGUUAGGUGCUGUUCUCAGCAUUAUUUGUGGCUAUAGAGUGGCGUUUUGGUUGAGGUUUGCUUAUGGCUCCUCAGAGCGCUGCGUAUUGCUAUCCUACAGUCGUUACUAAAGUUGGUUUAACUAGAGAAGCAAGCUGUCAGCAACAUUCAUCUCUCAAGGGGGUGUCUAACUCGGUGUUACGGUGUGUUUGACCCUAAAUUAAUUUUACGCCGGAAUAUCCCUUUAACAUAUUCAGUUUUCUCUUUUAGUAUCAGAGAAAUGCGAGUCCUGAAUAUCACGAACCGGUGCUUAAUAGGAUUUAGUCAGAAGGAUAAUGAAGUAGAAAGAUUACAAGGAAAUGACAAGUCAGAACAAGACUGAAUUGUUUCAGAUAAAUGAGAAAAAAGACAAAGAGAGGAGAAAUAUGAGAAUGACAGUGAUUCUGGGAUGAAGAAGAGGAGGAGGAGGCAGGAUGCUUUCACCCUCCUGACUUGUGAGGGGAAAAAGCUCUUGGGUCUGUCAGUCAGGAUGGACGUCUGACUGAAGAGAUGGGCUAUUAAAGAGGCAACCUCCACACCUCUCACAGUGAGAGGGCUUAGCUGGAAGUGUCCGACGGUAUUGAUCGAUCUGAUUGGUGAUGACAAAGAACAGAAGAGUUCAAUCAGAGUCAAAGCAGAGGACAACGACUUUUACUUUUCAGUUGUGCCUUGACACCAGGACACUGUUCUUCUAUUCUUCUAUUCUCGAUUCUUGCACCUGAACUUGGACAGUAAAGUACAAACUAAACAGAAAUGACUGCCAGUUAAGAGGAUUCUGAGAUUGAUUGUCGAUAUGGGUUUAAGAAAAUAUUGAUGCCGAUUUAAUUGUGGUUGUCGUCUUUUAAAACGAAGAGUUGGCAGUUCAAUCUCAGCUCCCGUUCACAUGCCAAAGUGUUCUUGGGCAAGAAGCUGAACCUUAAAAAGCUCUCAGUCACAGAGUCAGUGGGGUGUGGAUGUGUUUGGUCCUCUACAGCAUCCUCUGUGUGAAAGUGGUGUGAAAGCGGGAUGUGAUGAAAGUGCUUUUAGUGGUCGGAAACACUAGAAAAAACGCUUUCCUAUCCGAUAACAGGGUUUAUUGAACUGAACUCCUGUAUCCUGAUACGUAUUGAAACAGAAGUCUCAUCAUAAUCAUUCAAUCACAUCUCCCUUCUGAAGCAUCCAGCUCUUCUCGGCCUCAUGUAACCUUUCUACUCUAAAUACCGAGUGUUUUGUACAAGUGUCGCCACUCUGACUCUGUUGUCCAUCUCCACCUUUGAUAUCAGCUACUCUUACCAGUCCGAUUUUCUCUAUUCAGCAGCAAUCUAGAUGUAAAUCUCCCUCUAUCAAUGUGAUUUAUGCCUUUUGGCACCCUGGCACAAACAUGCAAUAAGCUAAUGGCUCUGUUGAACCUCAAAGCGGGUCCAAUCUGACCUGCUCCACGAGGCACUGAUUGGAGAAACAUGCUACAAUUACAGUGUUUCUCUAAAGGGCUAAAAGCAUUUGGAGCAGUGUUUCUGCCCACUUUAAUGCUCAGAUGUCAUUUAGAGGUCUGUUGAUGUGCAGAGAGAUGUAGAUAUGCUUUCUCCUUUCUUCCUAUAAAUGAUGGCACUCUAAUCUCUCAUCCUAACAUGCUGGCAGGAAUUCAAUGGCUCCGUAUUGUUCCCUUCUUAGAGUCUAAAAAUGCAGUGGUUUUAUUAUUCUGUGUAUCACACUGCGGGGCAACAAACAGCAUGAUAACUCUUACUUUACUUUUCAUUCAGAUCUCUGACAUUUUCUGCUCUUUGCAGGCUCAAAUUCUCAGUUUCGCACGAGCCAUUUUGGAGAAAAGACUGUCUUUUCUUGGCAGUAACUUGCAGGUUUGUUGCCAGUUUUUUGUGCUGGCAACAAACCUGCAAGUGACAUCCAGGAAGUAAUUUUCCACAGUGUCAGUGAAAACACAAACUUAUCCUACAAAGAUAGUAACUUUUUACAGAGAUUACACAAAAUAAUACGAGCAAAUAUGGGGUGAACAUAAAUUUGUUAGUCCGAUUGUCCAUACGACUCUGAAGAUGACUUUAAAAAAAAUAGGGCAUGUCCUCUGGAUAACUAGAGUAAAUGAAAAUCUGACUGGAAAAUGGAGCCCACUGACAUGGCAAGGUAACACAACUCAAAGCUCUCUAUGAUUUAGUUUUGUUUUACUGAGACUUUGAGACACUUUUUGUCUCCUAUCAGCUCAAAAUUCAUAUUUCCGUAAAGCUACACUCUUCCUAAACUUGAUUUUUAAAACAGCAAGGUUUCGGAAGAGUUAUGUUGGAUUAAUCUCCCACCCUCAAUAGUUGUCUUUAAAGCUUUUCCUUUCUGUCUCUUCCACCAUCCAUCCAUCUCAUUAUCCCACCUUGAUUACUCCACUGCUGACUCCUCCGCUCGGUCUAAUCCACUGCUGCAGUCGUGAAAGGUCAGAGAGUCAACUCACGCCAACUGGCUCUAGUCCAUGUCGUCGUCACAGGGGAUGAUCACGAACUAUUGUGUCUCUCUUACUCUGAGUUGUAAGUUCUGUCAGUUGGGCGGGUUGUUACGGAGCCAAAAUGGGGUUUUCGUGCUGCUUUUAUCUUCGCCUUUGUAAUGAAGUGUCAUUUAACACUAGCCAGGUAUGUAACAUGUAUGCUCUAGAUAUUUUAUAUUGCAUUACCAAGAGUAUGGGUCUGAACAUAUAUGCCUCAAAUAGUUGUAUUUUUAUCAUAAUGCAGGUUUUAGUGAGCCAAGAGGGCGGGUACAUAGUCCUGUGGCUCCACCGGCCUGACAUGUUUGCACAUGCCUUGGCUCCAUCAGUGAAAUACAUCAGCACACCACCUUGGCUGUAUUUUCAUAUCUUACAGAGGCAGGAUGGAGGUGCAGUGUCCUUAUUAAAACACAGUCAAUGGUCUAAACCGGCUCCUCAAUCCAACCUCUGAUAGGAAGCUGUAAACUGUAAAUUAAGGCUGUCACUUUCUCAAAAUAAUCAAGUUUAUAGAACAUCGAACAUGAAAUGCUGAUAUAGAAUAUAUUCACCUCCCACCAUCGCUGCGCCUCUGCAUGGACACUAAACAUUUAUCUCACUGCAUUUUAUUGACUUGAUCAGGAGUGAGUGCAGCUCAGUCCUGCUGAUAUUGCACACUCGCGCCUCCUCUGCUGCCUCACAGGUGAGCCUGCAGAUUUGUUCUCAUUGAAGAAUAAGACAGCUGUUUUGUGCGAAGUUUACCUGAGGUGUAGCAGCCUGAAUAUUUCCAAAAGAUGCCUCUCAGAUAAGUUGAUGUCAUGAUUGUCCACUCAGGGCGGGUUUGAAGUCAAGAGUGUCAUGCAAUGGUCAGGUAACGAUGAGAUUAGACAGUCGAGUGAUGGUAAGAGAAGAGCCCCACUGUAAAUCGAUAAAAAAGACAUAGUUAAAAGGAAAUUCAGAACAAAGGAAGAUAAAACAGAUGAAUGAAAAAAGUUUAGAAUCUUUCUUUAUUUCCUCUCAUCUCCUCCAUCCUCAUCUCUCCCACUGGCUCGGGGUCAUAUUUUGUGAUUGACUCCUCACGCUGCAGGAAACCAGAGCUGCUCCUCAGCUCACCGCACGUCUCCUGGCUUUGCUUUGAAGCUGCUCUGUCUAUAAAACUUUGUCUGAUCAUAUAUUUGGCUUUUCAGCAGUGCUAUAGAUUUUUCUGUCAGGAGGUGUUGGCAGUGCUCUCUUGGAGUUAAUUUGUGAAAUCCUGUUUGGAGAGGCAGAACUUCUCCUCAGUUUGAUCAUGUAGAUUAAAGGCGGCAUGCUCCUGCUUUACAGAUUUGUUUUUUUGAUUAAAACUGAACUUUGAUAAGACAGAUAAUCUUUACCUUAAGUAAACUGACCUCUUCAAGCAGAUCUAUGUGGGCCAGAUAAAAUCCUCUGUUCUUGUGAUGACUACGGUUAAAAUAUACCUCUUUUUAGAAAUCUUUUAUUAGAUCUUUUACAGUGACAGUCAUGCUAUUAAAAGCUUUUUUGUUUGUUGUAUAUUCUGAGUGGGUUUCUCUUUUUUUCAGAGACAGACUCUUCAAGAUGAAAGUAAUCAGCUCUGCAGUGCUCAGCACCCUGCUCUGCACCGGUAAGCACUAAUGUAAUCAGUCUCUUGGGAUGGGGUUCGGAUAAAUAAACGGUUGAAACAGGCUUUCUGCAAAACUGAGCAGGUUCCAACACUGCAAGAAAGGAGGCUGUUUCAUCUUAGUUUGUAGGAUACUUCAUGUGCUUUUUUGCUGCACUUUCUUUUCUUGAAAAAGGCCAGAUUGUAUUUACGUUUGGUCUUUUUUUAGUGGUCAUUAUUAGAGGCAUUAACAUUUCAAACACAUUCACACUUAUUAGGGAAAGUUGCCAUUUCAAAAGAGAACACAAGAAAUUAUUCAGAUGUCUCUGAACAAAUUAAAGAAACUUAACUAAAACUAUAAAAAUGCAUAUUUAAAAAUAAACUUAUUUUUUUCUUUCACAGUUGUGUCAGCAUCUUUGAAAGGUAAAACUGCAUGCUUGUUUGGAAUGUACAGUGGCCAAGAACCACCACUGCUGCCAUUAAAAAAAAAUGCAAAAAAAAAAAGAAUGCAAAAAAAAAAAAAGAAGUCACAACGGAAGUUACCGAUGCAAAAAAAAAAACAGAAAGAAACCAAAGCCUGCUGCAAAUAAAAAAGAAACAAUGCAGAUAAAAAUAAUGCCACAACAGAAGUUAACGACGCAAAAAAUGGUGGCAACGCAAAAAAAAAGAAAAAAAAAAAAAGAAAAAAAAAUUCUUACUGCGGAAAUAAAAGGAUGCAAAUAAAAAACCACAACGGAAGUGAGCUGCCGGGGACCAAUAAUGAUGAGGCGUCAGUGUUUAAUGAUCUAGGCACAGAAGACGACGGCAAGAAGACGAACAAAGAAGUAAGUGGAAAGAUUAUUGUUUAAUAUCGCUUUGUGCGCUUUUCAAUGUGUCGUUUGGUUAGGCCAUGUAGGGCCUGAGUUGAUAUGAAGUUGAACUGGAGCUAACACUACACCAGCAUCCUCCAGUUCAACUUCGUAUCGACUCGGGCACUACAUGGCCUAACCACAUUGAAAAGCACAUGAAGCAAAAUUAAACAAUAACUUUUCCACUUACUUCUUUGCUUGUCCUCUCACCGUCGUCUUCUGUGUCUAGAUCGGAAAACACCAGUACAUCAUCAUUAUUGGUCCCCGGCAGCUCACUUUCGUUGUGGCUUUUUUAUUUGCGUCCUUUUAUUUUCGCAGUAAGUAAUUUUUUUUUUCCAUCACCACUUUUUUGUGUCGUUGACUUUCGUUGUGACUUCUUGUUUUUGCAUCCUUUUUUUUGCAGCAGUGGUGGUUCUCGGCCACCGUAGGAAUGCAGUGCAUGACACAAAAUGCUUUUGUGAAACAAAUAAGCAUGAUAAAGUGAUUGUCAAUUGUUGAUAUUCCUAAUAGUCAAAGAGGAACACAGGACAGCCUUCUUUGGGGAGGAUAUUCACAUUGAUGUACCUCCUGGAAACGUGGGUGAGGUGGUGUUCAAACCCAGAAUCAGUGGCCAAGCAGAGGUGACUCUGCUGCAGGAGGGUAAGGUGAUGAAUCCCAGGUGUCACAUCAACUCUCUGGGUCACCUGGUGGUGGACGACAUUCAGGAGGAGGACGAGGGGGUGUAUGAGAUCAGGAACACCAGCAAUCCCAGCUCAGCCAAGCACCUCAUCCUCAUCGUCAGGGGUACGCUGUCUGUCUAAGGGUACUUUCACCGAGACAAAAGUUGUCUUAAAACAUAAAAAAUGGUUUUAAUAACUUGUACCAAGACUUUUAAGCCAUUUUUUUUAUUUAACUGACGUUACUAUGGAAACAGCAGUGCAAGGCUAAUCCACAAGCUAGCUUGUUUCGUUAUAUAUCGUAUUGAAAAGUAUUUAGCGAAGUUGGCAACACACUCGUUCGCAAAUAUGCUGUGUCGUGAAAGUACUACAAAAAAAUUACAUAUUCUGACGGAAAACUACUUCUUAGUCCACUUGUAUGGAGAUAUUACUCAAUUAAACUUACUACUAGCCAAACGCGUCAGUUGGUUGUACUUCCGGUGUUGUGCCGUAGAAUGCACCCCCUGCAUCCCAUCCACUCGUUAGCUUCUUAAAGUGGAAGAAAAUGAUCUGAUAUUUUAAAAAACACGAGUAUUGGAUCAUGACAACAUUUCAAAUGGAGCAGCAAACUUUCGUUCUGUUUGUAUGUCUCUCAAAAAUGCACAUAUAGAGGUUUACUUCGGUAUAUAAACUGUACAGUUAGCUGUCAAGGUAGAGAACAUUAUAUUUUCGGGACAGCAAAUAUUCCGAAUUAGAGGGCAAUUGUUUUCGUCUUAUCUGAAUAGCCUCAAUGAAAUCAUUGAAGGCACAUGCUUUUUAAUCCACCCAACGGAAAGAAAAACUUGGAUUAUUUCGCCUUGUUAUGAAUUUUCAACCGCGCUCCCGUCAGGGGUGCUUUUUACGGCAGGGGUGCAUUCUACGGCAAAACACCGGCCAGGCUACAAAAAAUGUAGCUUCUUUGUCUACUUCCAUAUAUUUUAUGACCCGAAUUAGAAGUUAAUAGCGACGAUUUGGUACACAGAUUUGUACAGAAAUAUUGUGUCUAAGUAAUUCAACACACUGUGUUUGGUUGGUACUUGUGGAAAAUGGUUACUGUGUGAGUGAAGUGAAAUUGAAUUAAAGGUGAAAAUGUCAGAGAAAGGCUUAGCUACAUAUAAAAAAAUACAUCAAAUUAGGCAAUUCUUUCGUUGUAUUGGGUUACCAAGCUUUAUAAGUUGUUACAGAUUUACAAAACACACGAAUUAACAGUUGUUCUGAUCAGGAAACAUUGACUUUACCCAAAUCAAACAACAAUCCUGUUUAUGCCUUUAUUUCUUUUUUUGUUAUUGAGCAGACUGUGCUUUGGAACAAGUGGUGAAGUAUGGAGAAACUUACUACAUUCAUCUCAACCAAGUCGAAGGUCCCAUCACCCUGGAGUUCAGGUACUUUGAGCAAAAUUAUGACAAAAAUAGUUCAUUAGUCUGUUUUUAUCAUGGAUCCCAUUUGCAUCUACACUUGACUCUCCUUACAUGACAGUGUUUAUCUGAAUGAUCUCUGCUAAAGAAAAUCAAAGUUGAGUCAAUGAAAUUUCCCUAUAAUUGAUGUUACAGCAGGUGCAUUUUCAAUCAGCAGCACCUGCAACAUUACUGAUGAGUUGUAACAACAGUUGCAUGUUGAAGAAAAGGUAGUACAGAUUUUGUGUUUCACAUUUUUUCUUCAUAUGAAGGCCCAGUCUGAUUCAGCCUAAUCAGACUGAGAUACAUCAUGCAACAGAGGCUCCAGCUGUUGUGCUGUAUAACCAGACGGCGGUGAUUGCAGAGGAUUAUGUGGGACGCCUCAGCGUGUCAGAAAAACGGGUGACGCUGCACUCAGUCAGGAUGACGGAUGAGGGGAGCUUCACGGUGCUGGACCGUGAGGGCAAAGUGAGAAGGAGGAACUGUCUGAACGUCAGAGGUAGGGAGAGAUCUGUGCUUUAGCUUCUUGCACCCUCUUAGAUUUAAUUGGCUGAUCCAUCAAUCUCAUUUAUGUGCUGUGGACAUUUUUGUGCAGCUAAUUUGAAUGCACUGCUCUUUUGUAUCUGUGUGAUACAAAAGAGCUGGGGAAUGUGUGAGGCCAUGGCUUAGCCUUUUUGUGUUUGCCAUAUUAUUACUUUCUAUUUUUGCACAGUGUUCAUUGGAUAUUGUAUUAUUUUUUGAGGGCAUUAAAAUACCUCGGUACUGUUAUCUUAGAAAAGGUCAGAAGUGUUUAAAAUGAGGUUAAACUUGCCUGCAGGGAAACAGGGCUGUGGUGGCAGGAAGGAAUUGAGUGUAGAUAAAAAUAUAUCAGGAACACAUUAACUUUAAUGAAGGUUAGGGAGCAAAAUAUUGUAACCACAGACAGAGACAUAAUAGCUCUAUAUGCUAUAUACAACACAACCAAAAUAGGCUGCCGAGACAUCGAAAGAGUAAUGGCUCUUAGGAGUUCUUGGGCACAGCGAAACUUCGUUUUAAUCAAUACAACAGAUAAGGUUUGUGGGAAAUUUUAUAUCAGUAUUUCAAAGAGUUUUUGGCGAUAAUAUGCGAAACUAAGUGAAGUUUUAUGCUGAUGGUGUUGCAGGAUGGUGAGUAAAAGAUCCUGCAAGUUAUUUAUUCAUACUUUUGGCUACAUGAUCGUCAUCACUUAUUUAAACGCAGUCCAUAAUAGAUAAAAAAUGAUGGACUGGUGAGUUUGCAGUACUUAGUUUCGACUGGUAUAACAAAUUCAUGUGCAUUUUCAGCUGUUUAUGCUUUCACUGUUCAAACAGGAUGUCUAUGCUGUUUGCGUCUAAUGUUUCCUGGCUCCAUAUCCUCCUAAUGUGGCACAUGAAGUAAACCUUUCCAAGGGUUUUAUGUUCUCGGCAGUCUUUUUUAAUAUGUUUAAAUCACACCCUUACAGCUUAUAGCCUUCUGAUGUUACAAUCUUUGAAAUUUAAGCCCUAUAAUGGUGAGGCAGGAACAUUUCUGGACUUUAGACUUUGAUAUUCCCGUAGUGGUGAGUCAGUUUUUACCAUUCAUAUUGUAUUAGACAUAUCUUUACCUAUAUCUUUACCUGUUUCUGACUUUGUUAGUGGAUUAAGGAUCCUGAGUGAAUGAUAUCCCUUUGUUAAUGCUAGUACCUUUGGUUAUUUUCUGUUUAUCAUCACAAACAGAAGAGUGUCUGUUAUAAUCGGGAAACGAUUCUUAUAUCAUUUGGCACAUAAAAUGAUGAUAAACAUGUUCACUUUAGUAAUAGACCAAUAGAAAAUUGAGCUAUUUUUCAUUUGGGUUCUUUAUGUACCAUGUGGUGUGGUUAUUUGAAAGAAUGUAGGUGUCAGACACUUCAUGAUUUUGAUUUUUAACAUUAAAAACUAAAGAUUAUCAUCAGUUCUCAAGUUAAGAUGGAUUUGCCGCUAGCAAACUCACUGAUACCUUCUCUUAAUUCUUCAAAGGGCACCAGGACUUCCCACGCCUUCCUUACGGGGCAAACCUGAAGAUGAAACUCUACCAGCACCAUUCUCUUCUUAACAUCGUUUACAUACCCAAAUCAGACAACCGACCGCGGGCCGUUCUGGACCAGGGGGUCCUGGUGACCCCUCUGGACCCGAUGCUGGAGGGCAGGCUGACUGUGGAGGGAUCCGAGCUCUCCAUGAAGAAGCUCCAUGUGUCCGACGUGGGCCUCUUCAAAGUGACUGACCUGGCUGGGUUUCCUGUAGCGGACGUCUAUGUGGAGGUGGAAGGUAAGAGGAGACAUGGAUGAUCAAUUUAAAACCUGAUUUAUAAGUAGGAAGAUGAAGUUGUUUGCUCAUUACGGAUGACUUUUCACAAUUUGUGUUUCUCAAAGGAAAAUGAUAAUACAAAACAUAUGAGGAUGCUUUUAAAAUAUGAUAUAAUGACCCCAAAACAAAUGAAAAAGUUGGAAUUUAAAGAUGAACAUUAGCAAAACUAAACAGACACAUUAAUGCAGCUGUUAAAUCGAGCAGAGCACCAAAUUGCCCAUUAAAACUAAGCGGUUAUUACUUCAUGGAUGAAGCAGCUGAACUGUGUAUUUCUUUAUGAUGCUGUGUCACUGAACUUUUUUCAUCUGUGAUAAAUGUAAAUAAAGACACAACAGCGACAACUUAGUCAUAAUUUAUUUUUGUGGUUUUGUUUUUUCCUUUUUUUGAAUUUUCUGUUUCCAUUUGGGUUUAAAGUUCUCUUGUGUUCCUGUUUCAUGUGUUUUUAGUUUGCCUUUUGUUUAUUAAACUUAAGAAUAAGGAAAAAUUAAAGCUGUUGAUACUUCUUUGUUUGCAAGUGCAUGCGCUGUGUAAAAAAACUGCAAGUAUUUACUGCAAAGUCUGCCACAACAAGGAUUUUGCAAUCUUGUCAUUACCUCCACUCCGUUUUGAGGCUUUUCAGAACUGAGAUUUACUUCCCCUACACUGACGCAUUCAUGGUGGUGGAAAAAAAGUAUUAAAAUGCUGUGAUUUGUGACCAACAACAACAACAAUAACCUAAAUUCAAACUUGGACUUUUGCCUGUCUGGCUCUGACACUUCAGAGUAAAGCUAUAGGAAAAGUUAAACCUUAAAGCAACAGCUUCAGACGAGUUCAUUAUGGCCAUGCAAACUUGUUAGAAGGAAGAAAGAGGGUAAUAGAAAUAAAAAAACAAAGAUUAAGUUCAACCACGAACCCAAAAUGAACACCAAGGAAGCUUUCCAGAACAUUUAUUCUGCAGCCACUGAAGACUCAUAACUCUCCCCUGUGCUUGUUUCUGUCUCAGCCUAUAAACUUCCUCCGCUGACUGUCGCCGUCCUCUCCUUGCUGGGUCUGAUCGCCUUCAUGCUGCUCAUCUGCUUGCUGUCUUGUGUUUACAAAGUGCACAAAAGGAACGAGAAGAACAAGAAGCUGAUGCUCAUCGCUCAGCAAGCGGGCAAGGGAGACGGCGAUGCUUUCAGACAGGUAACACCCACCCACCCAGUGCAUUACCACCGUCCUUUGUUUUGUCUGUGGAGGAGGGAGAUUGUAGAUCACAGGGAUAAGAAGGAGAAAAGCUCUUGGAGAAGGUCGAGCCUGGAGGCAAAUUUCUGCUUCACACUUGGGAAGAGUUAUGUUUGUGUUUUGGUAUUAACGCAGGACGGUUCUGUUCCUGCGGUGGGUGUCAGAUGGUCGGCUGGUCCUCCCCCACAGUGCUGGACCUGGCAUGCAUGGUCACAGCCAAAAUAAAACCACAACCGAGGACAGCUCACGUUGAAGCAGCACUUUAAAUCUGGCUCCCUUGGUGCGGUUUAGCCUCAGUCGUUAUAAUAUUUUGUACACAACCAAAAUACAAGUCUGUCAAUCUGUUAGUCAUUACCAGGUGCUUGUUAGGGAUCGAAAUAUUUGGAUAAUCCUCCUGCGUAGGAUGUUGGAAAUCACACUGAAUAUGAGGAGUGACCAAAUGCUCAAAAAGAGUAGUAAUAUAAAAAUGAUGGAACAAAACAGACCACUCCAAAUUUUAUCCACAAAUUAAAACUUUGCACACGGUGUCAGUGACUUUGUGUUGCACUUUCUGUUUGUCAAACAACUUCACGAAAGAUGAUUUUAACCUGUUAUGUUAUUUAAAAUGACUGUUGAUAAGUAUUCACAUUAUAAAAGAUAUUUAUUAAAAGGCAUCGUGAGUGAGACGCCGCACCGCAGUCAGAGGGAAGCAGAUGGCGGCUUCCAGGACUGCAUUAGAGCCGACAUGAUCCGUCCUCCUUAUUUUAGCUCAGACUCUUAUGCAGCAUUCAACCACAGCUUGACUUUUUUUCAAUAACACUCAGGCUGCAAACAGAAACCAGAACAAAAACCUGUCCCCCGCCUACAGAUUCUACAUUUAUCUGCAGAAAAAAAACAACCUCUGUGAUAUGUCAGGAGACUCAGCUGGAAAUGUACAACAAGUUAGUCCAUCAGUGUGGGAGCCAUCCUUGUAUAUAUUGACUAUCUAAGAUGUCAUGUUUCGUGACAGAUCAUAAACUUACUAAACUACUAAACAACAAAAAGUUUAUACAGACAAAUAUCUUUACAAAGUCCAGAGUAAAAAGUGCAGCAGAAGAUCUUAAAACACAGGAAGGUAAGAUGAGCACAAAAGGAAAGAUAUACCUAAACUAUUAUCUACACUACAAACAGGUGAGGGAAACACAAAAAGAUAGGAGUUAAAACAAAGUGUGACACACAAGAGGCAAGACCAGUAAGUGCUGUAAACUAAACUUAGGAAUCUAACUCCCGGUUAAGUGUCAUCAAACUCUCUGAUGACGACUUUACAACAAAAAACAAACUUUCCAUGAGUCUGCAUCACCGUGAAAUCAUAUCCCUCCUUUCUGCUUUAAAUUCCACAGAGCAGUCCAGGUUCAGUUAAAGACCAACACUUAACAUGUUUGAUUUUGUACAGCCGCCCAUUAUUUAUCAUCAUUCAGAGCUAUCGAUCAGUUUUGAGAGUCUUUGAAUGAAUGAUUGACCACUAGAGGAGCGCCCUGUGAGGCCCCGUAAUUACACCUCUUAUUCUUAAAAUGUCAAUUUUGACUAAAAGUCUCAAAGCGUAGUUUAAUCAAUGUGAGCUCCACUUUUACUGAGCCCAUUUACACAGAAAGGAAACAGAAUAAAAAAAGCAUCGAUUGUUUUCAUUUUGAUAUCUUAAGCUCUGCUCCGCUUCUUAUCCGCUCAAUAUGAACUCAGGGAUCGGAUGAUUCAGAGGAGCUGAUGUUUAACUUCAGCCUUCACUCAGUGUCAGCAUCUGAAAGAUUAAACUGAAUUUAUAAAGCAAUCAAAACACAAACACAACAUCAAAAUAUCAACAGACGUUUUACUUCAGGAAUAAUAGAGGUUUAUUCAAGAUGUCAGGAUUUAACGUCAAAGUAAUGUCAAAAUACAACAAUUUUAAUGUUUUUACAGAAAGAAGUGAGACAUAAAAGUGAUUUAGACGGUUUAAUUCACAGGCAGAAAUAUCCAAACUAUCUCAACUAUCUAACAAAGGUUUUACUUUAGCUGUUCAAAUUACAUUUACCAACAUAAAUGAUUGGGGUGAGAUGAUUGGCUGAAAUUACAAAGACCAUGUUUCUCUAAUCAGGUAUUAGGGUCAUCCUCAGUGUAUAUAUUAGCAGAACUGAUCUUAUUUUAGGUACUAUAGGUUUUUUAUAAGUACUUUCAUGUAGGGCUGGGUGAUAUGGCCUCAAAUCAAUAUCACAAUAUAUUGAGCAGGUCACCUCGAUAAUGAUAAAUGGACGAUAACUACUCCACAAACUGCUCACCCCCGCCCACAUUAACUUUGUCUACUUCAGCCGCUACAACUUUUGAACAGUCCUCCAUCUCCUCACCUGUCUUUACCUCUUUGUUACGACGUAGGACAGCGUCUUAAAGGGACAUGAGACCAUAGCCUACCUACACACAUCCAAAACAAACUUGUAUUUAUUUACUUUUUUGACGUGGGCAAAAUGACGUUGGUUAUUGUCAUAAAUUUCAGUAUCGGUAAAUUUUCGGUUUAUCGCCCAGCCCUACUUUCAUCUGACUAUAAACCUGAUUGAAGCUCCCUGUCAGUGUCAUAUGUUUGUAUUUAUUAAUAAUCAGUCAUAAAUCUCAUGAAUGGUUGAAAUGUUUCUCCAGUUGAUGAUGUUUUUCUGAUGUGAAUCUUUGGUCCAGUCUGAGUGUUUGGUGUUGAAUCAGUUUCAAACCCCUGCUCUGAAGGAGGCGUCUGUGCUCACAGCUGCUUGUUUCUGAUUGGAGGCUCAGCUAACGCUGUCGCCUGUGCGUUACGUUUCUCCCUCUGACUUUAAGGAGCCUCAAACGGAGCCUCUGCUUGGUGAGAGACUUGAGUCCUGGCCUCUCUGUAUCUUUAUCGGUGUUUAGAAGAAUCCGCUGCUUCCUUUGGCAAAUAAGAUCUUUGAUCAGCUCGUUGUUUGAUUGAUUAUUGGUGACAGUUUCAGAAACGAGAGUGAGGAAUUUUAUAACAUUUGGUACUUUUCCAAAAUUACAAUCACAUUUUUGAACUCAAGCACUUUGAGAGAAAACUGUCAUCAGUUUUGAUGAACACGCAGAAGUUAAUCAGAGACCUAAUUUGACCAAAAGUUGAUGAAUUACAUCAGAUUGAUCCGGCAUCAAAACUUGGUACAAGCUGUUCCUGUGAUCCUCACAGACGUUUUGACUUUCCACAGACUGAGCAGAGCACACAUUUAUCUCUUUGCACAAACUAAAUUUAAGCAGGUUUCAGAUUCAUUCAGAAAGAAGUAAAGAAAAGUGCAGUUUCAGUCUGUCCUUCAGGAUCAUGGUCACAGUCUUGUUCCAGGUUUGGGUGAACAAAAAACAUCCAUUUUAACAGGUAAUUUAAUCCAAUAUUUACUUUAAAAAUCUCGAGAUUUUAAACCUGAAUAUAGCGACUAAAUGACCUGUUGAGAUGGUUUGAACUCCUAUAUCUAAGUGUGUGUAACUGCAGCUGGGCUAUAUAACUCGAGAAAGUCACACGGAUGUUGUGUGUGACUUUCUUUCCUCGGCUUCUUCACCUCCCUCUCCUCUCCUCCCUUCUUCCUUGUCCUCCCGGCUGCUGAGCGGCUCAGACGGAGCUCUGCAGUUACUCAAACACACUCAGGUUUUGAUAACUGCCGGCGUGCAGCUUCACCGCCGUGUUUAAGCUCUCAGUGUGUGGUGACUCGGCGAGCUUCGCGCACACACAUGCACAUAUCUCCUCCUUGUGUGUUGUUGAGUUGUGUGGGGUGAAGUUGCAGGUAAAUAUCUGAUGUGUAUGUGUGGGUUUCUGUGCUGACUCUGUGCGUGGUGUCGUGUUCAGGGCAGUAGUGAUUAAACCGUACAAAGAGGUGUCAGAUUUACUUCAUAGAGAACUGUCUCUGUGUAAUCAUCUACUCGCCCUGUUUGUUAUCGUGUCCAUGUUUUGUCGUCAUUACCAGGUUUUGAAGACGUGCGGUAUUGUCCAGUAGGUCUUUAUCUAACACAUCAUGUAGACACCUCCCCCUCUUUUUGCUGGUUUGACAUUUAUUUCCAAAUGUCACAAGUCGCCUAACACUCCAUUACACCCAAACAUACUCACGCACAAGCAGAAAUCCAUCUGAUUAUAAUUAAAGUGAAGGCGUUUUAAUGAGCAGUCAUUAUAAAUGUAUUUUUCUGGUUAUACUCGAUUAAAUUUCCAUAAAGACUUUUCCUUGUUCACAUGAUUCAUGACUGCUUAGAACUUACAUUCAGUUCAGCUGAUGUUUGCUCUUUAAUAUUUAUCUAUUAGAGCUUAACACCAAGUUUGAUUUAGCAUAUUUGGACUUUUAGUUGUAGUAUUAAAGGGAUAUUCCGGCGUAAAAUUAAGUUAGGGUCAAACACACCAUAACACCGAGUUAGACACCCCCGUCGAGAAAUGAAUGUUGCCGACCGCUUGCUUCUUUAGUUAUACCAACUUUAAUAACGACCGCACGAUAGCAAUACACAGCAGUCUGAGGAGCUGUAAACAAACCUCAACCAAAACGCCACUCUAUAGCCACAAAUAAUGCUCAGAACAGCACCUAACUUCAUCAACAGGACAUAUAGGGUCCCGGCCAUAGUACUAGCCAUCUAACAUCUUUUUAACUUUGACUAAUUUCUUUAGCAAAGAGACUAAACACAACUCACCUACUCUCUUCCAGCAGCCACUUAUUUGUGGGGGAGCCCUGACAAGUCAAUCACCGAGUGCAGCGGAGUUUCGCAGUUCAAGGAAGAACAUUUAUGAUCAUUUCUUCGUGGAAAUGCAAUCAGAGUUCUUUUGUAUCUUGUAUGUGCACUGCAGACGCAGUAGUUCUUCUGCCUUAGCAUCUCGGUCUGAUUGCAUUUCCACGAAGUAAUAAUCAUAAAUGUUCUUUUUUGAGCUGCGAAACUCCGCUGCACUCGGUGAUCGACUCGUCAGGGUUCCCCCACAAAUAAGCGGCUGCUGGAGGAGAGUGGGUGAGUUUUGUUUAGUCUCUUUGUUAAAGAAAUUGAAAUUGGCUAGGACCCUAUAUGUCCUGUUGAUGAAGUUAGGUGCUGUUCUGAGCAUUAUUUGUGGCGAUAGAGUGGCGUUUUGGUUGAGGUUUGUUUAUGGCUCCUCAGACCGCUGUGUAUUGCUAUCGUGCGGUCGUUACUAAAGUUGGUGUAACUAGAGAAGCAAGCGGUCGGCAACAUUCAUCUCUGGAGGGGGUGUCUAACUAAGAGUUACAGUGUGUUUGACCAUAACUUAAAUUUACGCCGGAAUAUCCCUUUAAGACAAAACGAACUUGUAUUAAAUGUAAAAAGUUCUUAAAUUGGUUUGACAGAAAAUUUUAAUUUUUGUGUCACUGCUCCUUUAAAUGAAACAUGAACACUAAAAGUGACAAACAGUAAAAAAUAAAUGUUAAACCAGCAACCUCUUACUCGCUCCCUGUGGUUGUGUGUUCAUGUUGUCUGGUUGUGUGUAAGUGUGUGUAUGUGUGUGUGUUAUAUCUCCUUGUUUUGUCAAGCUGUACAUCAUGCCCACGUAGCUUUACGCGCUGCCUUUAAACUUUCAUGUGCGUCUGGGGACUUAUGAUGUGUCUUUGUGUGCGCUGACAGCGGAGGUUGAGACGACAGCAGUUGCCCUUGAGGACGGUCACUCUGACAUGUUAUGGAUUUCCUCGUAGAUCAGAGAACAGAGUCGACAUGUGUACGAGGAUGUCAGCGACUCCUCGGGUCCGAACCCAAGAGACAGACAUGAAAAACAAAUCAAUCAAACCUCUCAGCGUCCUCCAGUCCCCCUCUCACUGCUCGGAUGUUUAUUUAUUAUCAUCAGCUUCCUCUCUCUUUACUUUCGUUUCCUCUUCUUUUUCUUCUUCUUCUCUGUCAUUCUUCGAAAACGAGGCAGAUUGACCAAAUGAAUGCAUAGCCUUUUCACCAAACAUGUGCAAGUAACAAAAAACAAGUUAAUUUCAAAAUCACACGUACAUCCAAUAGCUGUGCUGCAGAGAAAGGAACUUUUUGUUGAUUUGAUGCUGUUUGCACAUAUUUAAAUCCUCAAAUACUGAAACAAACAUUCAUAAAAAAUGUAUUUAUUCACAAGUUUCAGAGAUGACUGAAGAUAAUUUGAACUCUUAAAUUCAGUUGAUUUGGUCACAUUUGGCAGCUUUCGACUUAAAUGUUGAGGUCAGUCAGUUUUUAGAUGCUCUAUCUUCUCCUAAAUUUAGCCUCAGUCUCUCCAUCCUGUCCUCUCUCUCUCUUUCUCUCUCGUCUCAGUCUGUUUUUUUUUUUUCUGUCAAGGUCUCCCUCUUGAAGCUCAAGGAGCUGGCACUUUUUAGAUUACAGAUUCAGCCACGGCUCUGUUUCCUCUCAACCUCCAGACAAACAAAAACAACAGCCUCUCUCAGUUACGUAACUCAAACUUCCUCUUCAGGAACGUGUCGUAUGUCUGAGUGCUUUUCUGUGCAGUAAUACAUCUGUGUGUGUGCCCCCUCCGGUGUGUGUCUUUGUCCCCUUCAGCAGUGCCUUUGUACUCUCAGUGACCACCUUGCAAAUGCUCAGCUGCUGGGAUGGAUCAUGUAAGUGGACACGUUUUGACAUGCCAUUUGUGUGUGUGCGUGUGUGUUUUGAUGCAGGUGGUCCAUGAAGCGUACACCAGGUUUGCUGAGGAGUCUGUGAUGCAGUCUGUGAGUGAUAAGACCCCGGAGACCUCAGAGGUGACCAUAAAGGUGAGAAGGUGCAAACAAGAAGAACACACGCACACAUACGGUGAUAAAAAGGACUUUAAAAACUAUCAUCAAUUAUCAAAAUGCCCAAAAAAACAUAGCAUGAGUUUAAUUUAUUUUCAGCACUUACGAAAAUGUCACAAAAUUUUUCAGCCUGUGACAUUUGGACUCUUUUGGAGGAGAUGAAGUCAGUAUCUCACAACUGCAAAAGUGGUUUUCCCUUUACUCUGUUCGUUUGCCCUCUUUUUUUGGAUGGUAUGAACUCAACUAAUUACUCAAAGCAAAUACACUAUUUGAUACUAUUCAAAAUUAUUGCAUGUUUUAGAUAUAUGGUAUGUUGGUCUGAGCCGGAGAAGUCUACACUUGUUUUGAAGAAGGAGAGUUCAUCUGUGAAAAGAUUUUUAACUUCCUGUCAGGAACUUUUAACUCGAUAUGAAAAAAUCUCUCAUUCGCUGCUGAUGUCUCCCCGUCACCUGCAGCAGCGAAUGAGCCCAUCUGUGUGAAGAUGAGCUAUUUCUAAAUAGUGAAAAUGAGAAAUACGGGAGCCACAAACGAAACAAUUCAGGGUACUCAGACUAGAUACGACAUGCGAGUUUUUUCUCUUUGUCUUGCACUGAAAUCACAAACGGUGACAACAUCCUGCAGCCAGAGACUCCUGCAGACACCGUGUCGUGCUACAGCUGCAGACAGACAGGCAGAGCAGCUCUGUGCCGCUAACCUCAGUAGUCCUGCUGCUCCACGUCUGUCUGACACUUGCUUCCCAUUUUAAAUACAUUUACAAAGCAGGUUGUCUCAAACUGCUCACAAAAAAGUUCGUUUUUGGAGCCACAGAAGUGUCUUCACGACAAUAUGGGCUAAAACACUAUUCCGCUUUUGUCCAUGGUUGCCGCCGAAAUCAACAGAAAAUCGAAAUCUCCAUCCAGCUGCUUUAACUAACAGAAGGAUUAAUGAUUAUUCAGCAAAGUAACCGCCCUAGUCUUUUUGAUUACAGAGCAAAAACUACCCAAUAAAUGACGCCGUGUUGUAAUUUAAAAGUGAUAAACUUCUUUAUGAGACAGAGUUGAGGAGCAGAUUAAAAAGGAUUCAUGAGCUUUAGUGGGUCUUAAAAAAAGUUUAGUUAAAGAAAGAAAGUGACUAAGAACUUGUUAGAGAUGUUCGAUUGGAGCUGCUACAACCUUCAUGAGCAUUUUAACAUUUUCAUUCUGGGAAACAUCGGAAAGUAUGUGGCCAUAAAAGAGUUUGAAUGCACAUAACUCAGUAUUAAAUAUUUACCAAACACGGACUGGAACAAGCCUUAAAUAGUUAAACCAUUUUUACCUCCAUGUCUUGAUGUAGCUCUAACACAGCUGUUUGACAAUAUGCAGAACAGGUGUAUCUCUUCAUCUUAAUAAUAAUCAUAAUAACUGCAGUAAAGGCUUCACUUCAGCAGAGAACCUCGACUCUGCUCUAAAUUAUGAAGGUUUUUUCAGCUUGUGUUGCUUAUUUUAUCUAAAUAAUGAAAUUUGGUUUCUUUAAACUCACACACAUCCGUCCCUGCAGGUUAUUGGAUUUGUGUUUUUUUUUUUUUUUUUAUCUUGUUGUUUUGUGUAGUUAUGUACAGCACUUUGCACAGCUGUGGUUGUUUUAAAGUGCUUAACAAAUAAAGUUGAGUUGAGUUGAGUUGAGUAACAGAGACAAUAGUGUUGGCUGUGUAGCGGUGGAAGGUAAAUCUAUAAAUACAGUCCUAGAAGUGUGCAUGAAUUAUUCACGUCACCACCUCUCUUCCUUUUUCUCUCUCUGUCCUACAUCACCAUCCUUCUUCUGUCACUCCUCUUGCUUUUCUUCUUCCCUUUUUCUCCCUGCUCCACUUUGGUUUUGCUGAGCGUCUUCUCUCUAUUUCUAUUCUACUUCUCAUUUUGUCCUUAGAAUUAUUUGUACCGUAUUAACUCUGAUUUUAUCUUUCCUGUCCUCCAGGGCCUCGAGGUGUCCAAACCCGGCCGUUACCAGGCCCUCACAUCGGAGAACUUCAUGGAGAUGAGCGACUCUGGAGUGGAGUUCACCCACUCCAGCCUCCCAUUGGACAGCGACACUGAUGGUGGAAUGACAUACGCCUCCCAUAAGCCUCUCCUGAAUGCCGUCUCCCCCACAGCUGUGACCACAGGAGUUCUCUCCGACAGCCUGGAGGCCACCUUGACACCUCACGGCGACCUUAACGCCACUCGGACCCCUGACUCCGUCCUGAGCGCCAGCCCUGCUUCCAAUCCCCGCUCGCUCGCCGCCGCCACCCCUGAUGGCAGCCUAGGUGGUGCUGCGUCGCCAGGAGCGGGCUCUAGGGGCACCGCUGGGUCGGAUUCAGCCAAGACGGAAGGAGGGGCUGAGGGCGGAGAGGCUGGGCAAACAGGGUAAACAACUCACCUGAGAGGAUGCGCCAGUGUGUUUAUUUUUUUUCAGCUGAUGGUCCUUCGACAGUAAUGACAUCUAAACCCAUCUGGCCGUGCGUUUCUACAGACUCUUACCAUGUCAAAAAAUACACAACCAAACCGCCGCACCUGAAACACAACCACAGACGACAUUCUCACGCUUGGAUCUGGAUAUUAUCACAGCCCAAAGAGAAAAUAACAAAAGGGCAGCUGCACAAAAACCACAAUGCAAAAUGAAAAAUCCACCAAAUAAGAUGUAAAAAGAGAAACCCCCCCGAGCUCUAUCUGAAGACGGACAAAACAAAUCUGUGCUUUUGGAAACAUGCAUGCCUUUAAACGAAAUAUUAAAGUAGAUAUCGUAGUUCAGAUCGACUGCAUGCAGGAGCACCGAGAAGAGAUGAUGAUGAUGAUGAUGAUGAUGAUGUGGAAAGGUUUAAAACACUCUCAGCACUUUUAGGAAAACACUUAAAGGAGAUCAAAUGAGUUAAACUCUUGUUGAAAAGCUGUCAGAGAGGAUUACAAGAGUUUGACGGGCAGAGUGAGAACGCUGAAGGAGUCAGACCGGGGGCUAUUAACAGCGUAUAGGCUCUCUUGUACUGCAGCGGAUCUCGACGUGUUGCCUCUGACAGCACUUUUGUCCGCUCUCACCGCAUCAGACCAACACUGCGAUGAUUGCGUUUCAUCCCGCCCACUCGCAGACGCUAUUAUUAACAGAACAAGUGUGUCAGGGAGCGUCGAGAUGCUUGCCUCAGCACUUGUUUCUUCCCCGCCGCCACCCAUGAGAAAAACCCUCCACAUAUUUUCUGAAAACACUCAGCGAGCGAAAACAAGCACUGCAGAUUGAAUAACAUCACUCUCAUGUGGGUGACGGCGAUUGUUUCCCCCCUGGGUGUCAAAUCCGCCACGUUUAAAGGCGUCAUGUAAAGAAACUCUCGAAAGAAAGAAAGACAACACCUUACUGUAGAAACAUCCUCAUGUGUUUUUAUUUUCCGCCUAUUUGGAGUCGUCAUAAGCCCUGUCAGAGCAACACCAAACUCAGACGAUGCUCCCCUCUCUGUAAUUGGAUUCACGGAGACGAAUUCACGGACAUGGUGAAGGGAGGAGUGGUGAUAAAAGAGACGACGGAGAUGAAACGGGGGGUUACUAUUCAGGGAGCAGAUAAAUGACUUGCAUGAUUUAAAGCCUCCUAUUUUCAUCUCAGCCCCCCCCUCAUCUGACGGACGGCGCUCUGAUUGUCGGAGCCCCGGUUGUUUGCCAAAAAGAAGCGAGUGGAAAGACUCAGUCAGAUCAAUCUCUGAUAACCAUGCAGCCUGCAGCCCCUGCUGGAACUGAAUACAGUGAUUAUAACUGGUGUGUGUGUGUGAGUGAGUGAGUGUGUGAGUGAGGGUUCUUACAAAAUAACCAACAAUAUCAGACGUUCAGGAUCCCUUUCAGUUCAGGAUUUUUAGAGCUAAAGAGUUGGAGUCUUAUCAAAAACUGCACAUACGCUGCUGGUGCUGCAGAAAAACCUCAAAUACAUUUAAGUUUUACAUCACAGUGACAGUCAAACAUACAUCUCUCUAUACACCCGUUUAACUAAGGAAGGUCAAAUGUUUACAAAAACUUCACGUUAACUGUAUCCAGCUGCUCUGAUAUGCAGGUCACGCCUCUUUUUAAGUGGAUCCCCCAAAACAGGAAGUUUGAUCCGUAGAUUCAUUAACCUGUCGAGCAAGUGUUAGUAUGAAAAAAGAGAAUUGAGGAGUUUCAGGAUGAUUUUUACAGAUGUUAGAAAGUUAUUUCAAAAAUAAUCCUUCGACUGGUUCAAGAUUGAGGCGCUUAAAUGACCAAGAAAAGCAGAUCAGCGAAAGAUUGACGACCGAUAACGAGUUAUUUUCAGCUGUCUGGUGAGAUUUACAGCCAGAGGAGCUUUUUCUUUGACCUUUUCUUAGGCUGGAGAUUCACUAGAACUGCUGUUAACUAAACAGACAUGCAUAGAAACACAGAGCUGAUCUGCCCUACAAGCUCAAAUGCUUCACAUCCCCCAUGAUGCCUCUGUUACAACCUCCAAUGGUGGAUUCGAGGUGAACAUCUUUGUGCGUUACAUAUUACAGAUAGAAUACAAAAAUCCUGCUUUGCUCCAAUGACAAUUUUUACGUUUCUAUUGAUGACAUCUGAAAACAGGUGGAUUUGCAGACAUCUUUGCUCUCCUCUGGUUAAAGAUAAUUUCUUUCAUUCAGACUCAGAUGUUAAGAUUCAUCUCACCGGGUUUCUGUUCUCGGUGUGCGCUCAUUUCAUCAUUCACCCCUGAAUAUCUCCAGCUGUGUUUUCAGAUCGACUCGCCCUGAGUUUGUGGGAUUUUUACCUGUGGGCUGACGGGGAAAAGUGUGGACAAAGUCAGGGUGAAAUUUUCUGGAUUUUGGGAGUUCUGUGUGAAUACAGGUUUAGAUAUCCUUUAAAGCUAAUCAGGAGAUCUUUAACGCACAGGACAGAUCAGUAAAGAUACAAGACCUGCUGUUUUGUUUGCAAAACUCCUCACAGCUUUUAAAAACAUCCUAAAUGGAUCAACAGUGGCAUGUUUAUUUACACUCUAAGCACAAAUAAACACAUAUUGCUGGUAAAAAAAAGAGAAAAUAAGCAGCUAUGGACACAAAAAAAUCAGAUAAAACUAGAAAUACUGAUUAUGCUCCAGUUUUAACACAUCUGGAAGUAAUUACAAGCAGACGGAGGAUGAAACUCACAUCCUGAAGCACCGCUCCGUCAGAGGAAGUCUGUGGGAUGAUUCAGAUCACAUCAUACCGAUUUAAACCAAAGACACUCCGACCGUGCAUGUGCUCCCUCCACAAGGCCGAAAAUAGUCUGCGAUGUUAAACUGUAGAGCCACUUGUGCAGCACACUUGCAGCGGUAUCCAUGGCAACACUGAUAACUCUACUUCAACUUGUCUGUAACAAAGCUGUACUGUCCCACCGAUCCCAUAUCUGCAGGGAUGUUUCUGCUCACAGCAUGCUGACGUCUUGCUGUAGCUGGACUGAUGUCAACCUGGAAAGUCUGGACCUAGAGAAGCACAAAAUCCAACACACCUGAUCCCUUUUAUUUUUAUUUUUUUGAACAAGAAAAAGGUUCUCGUCGUACUUUAAAGGAGGUUAAAAUAAGUAGCAGCUAUUGUAAAUACAUGAAAACAAGGAUCUGCAAAAAAAGGGAAGCGAACAAGCUCCUUUCUUCUUCAGGAAAACGUCGUUUGGAUUGAGAUGUGUGCUGCUAAAGGUCAUAAGUGUGUGAAAGGACAUGUAAGCCUACUUACAUGUUGUUGAAUAAUUGAUUUGUGAGGCUGUUUUGUAGGGCAGUGGCGCGGGGACUUCUUGACACAGUUAGAUUUUUAUAUUACUCUCAGAGUCAACAACAACAACAGGCUCCUUUACCUGACGUUAUUAUCAGUUUGGUUCAAGAAGCCCCGGUAAAAAAGACAGCUGUGUGGAUGACAAGAAAAUCAUCAUGUAAGGAGUAUUUUCACUUAAAAUCGAAAGCAAUAUAAAUGAUAAUGGCACUGAGACAUCACGAACAUCGAGAAGAGGAAUCCGACACAUACUCUGUCACUGGAUUCCUCUUUUUUCCACUCUUGUAAAUAUGAAAGAUAUGUGAUCUGCAUGUGUAAAGUGUGAAAUUACUAAUAUGUUUCUUACUGCAAUGCUUAUGCAAGAUUUGAUACUAUCGAACGCUGCUUUGAUCCUUUAACCACACGUCCACACAGUCAGUAGAAAACUCGCACACAGAGCAGGAGACGCCUUCAGCUGCGAAGACUCUCCGCUCUUAUUCAUGUCAUGUUUACACGGUUGAGUCUCAGUGACGCCGGGAGAAAUCCUUUCAUCGCGACGUUUGAGGAUGAGGAAUGCAAAUGCGCCUCGGGGGCGACAAUUUCAAACAGCAACAACUGCUUUUGUUGUGUUUAAGCAUGUACGCAGUGUUAUAGAGUUUUUAUUAGAGAGUCAGGCUGACAGAGACAGAUGUAUCCUGCUUUUCAGAACAGAUGUAAGACUGAUUUUUGAGGAGAAACACCAGAUUUAAAGGACUAGUGCGUGAAAUUACAAGAGAAACAGUUUCAGAAAUUUUCACCAAAUGAGAAUCAGACUUUCUAAAACCCUAAAAGCUUAAAAUGUUAAUCUUUUAGUCUUUAUUAGAAAGUAUAAACAGGCAAAGCAAACACUGCCUCUGCAGAGAGCCACAAGUUUCUCAAGUGUCCUCUCACGUCUCAAAGGAAAAGGUCAGGAGAGCCAGGCUGACAGAGACAGAUGCACGACUGAUAACUGAGGAAAAACACCAGAUUUAAAGAGCGUGAAAUUACAAGAGAAACAUUCUUCACCAAAUGAGAAUCAGACAUUCUCCUAUUUUCAGUGAACCCUUAAAGCUUAAAAACUUUAACUCUGAAGGAAUAUUUUUACAUCAGCAGUCAUGUUUUUAACAGAAAGUAUGAACAGAUAAAGCAGACACUCUGCAGAAAGCUUUUAGCCUGUUUCACAAGUUUCUUUCACAAGUAUCCUCUCAUGUCUGAAAGGAAAAGGUCAGGGGGAGCCAUAAUCAGCUGGAUGCAGUCUAUGACCGGACCACUAGAUGGCACUCUAGCUUAUGCACUCCAUCCACCUACACAGAGGCAAAUGAAUGUUUGAAAUGUGGUUUGAACUUUUCAAAUCUGUGAAUCUGUCGAGGAAAUAUCUGCUUAGAGUCACAGCAAGAUAAAACAGAUUUAUUUCACUUCUUAUUAAUCUAAAUAUUUGAUCUCUAGAGAUUAUGAGAAACUUCUGUGGACAAGAUACUUAACUCCUGCGCACAGUAUAGUAUCUUGUCAAUACACUAUGAUUCGCCUGUAGUUCAAAGAUAACUAACUUGUGCACUUAACUUAAUAUCUUGAGCACAAUACUGUAUCUUGUGCGCACAAAACCUUUGUCACUUGAUAAAUGUAAAAUUUUAGCACACUAUACAACAUCUUGUUCACUCAAUAUAAUAUCUUGUUGUCACUUGAUAACUACAGAGUGUUGAUGAGACAAUUAUAGUGCGCCCACAAGAUGUCUAGCUUGGUUGUUAGAACAAGAUAGUGUCUUGUGCACAUAAGAUAAUCCACUUAACUUUAUUAUUAACCUCUUUGCUCCACAUUUUAUCUUGAGCGCACAAGAUCAUAUUUUGUGUCUAAUAAAGGGUCUUUUUGGCAUUAAACGAGGAUGCGGAAGAUAGUGAGGAUCCUACAAGAGUAAAUAGAUCGCUGUUGCUGUAAUAUGAUAAUUGUAUGUCAUUAUCUUGUGCGUACAGGAUAAAAAUGACUCGAUUGUAAAGUCUUGGUCGGACUAUUGAAACAAAAUCGACUGAUGAAAACAAACACUGACCUUUCACGCAGAAGAAUCGCUGCUCCGAGCAUAAACCGCCUCCGUUUAAAGGUCCCUGUAAUUUAUGAAGACUUGAAAAAAUUGAGAUUAAAAUGUGAAUUUGCUCCUGAGCACAGGAAGGAUUUUUACGACAACGCCUGAACUUUCCAUAAUAGGCGGAUUUGACAUGUCCUUAUUAUUCUUCUUUUUCUCUCUAAUGAAUCCUAAGGAUACAAAUCAGCGUAUUACCCACGAAUUGCUCCAAUGAUAGGAGGGAAAAUGGUCUAGAUUUGCAGUGUAAUACAGUAGGUGACAUCUAUUAUAAUACGCAGACCAGCAGAGGCAUUCAACAGAUCCAGGCUUUUGAAAAGCGUCAGAUUUAUUGGAGAAAUAAUCAUCAAAUUCCAGCUGAUGAAAGCUUUAUGAAAGGAUUUCUCCUUCUGUCACUCAUCCUCACCUGAUGUUUCUGUUUCAUUUCACAUCAGAGACACUUUCCUGGUUUCUCACCGAGCAGAAGUGCUGAUCCGUGUGGGAGAAGAAGAUCGAAUAAAAUGUUCUUUCACCUCUUUCAGAUUCAGUCAAGGCUAAUCUACCCUUCUCUGUUCCUGCAGAGGAUAAAAUAAGAAAUAUGAGGCGAUACCUACGGUGUCACAUUUUGCUAAUACCUCUGAUUAUAACAGGUCGCCUUUAUGCAGAAAAUCACAGGAAGUGUCAGCUGUAAUUUCAACACGGAGCUCAAUUAAGUGAGUCUUUGGUGAUUGAAUUUAGUCUUAUCUUCGAUUCAUGACAGACAAUUAUAGAAAUUAAUUAAAAGACUCAUCGGUGUCACUCUGAGCUCAUUCUGAGACACACAGUAAGAACAUUUUAAUGAAGAAGAAACACAAAACUCUUAAUAAGGCUGAUUUAAUCCCAGUUCAGCAGCACUUCUUCUUCCUCUUCUUCUUCUCUACUCUCUCUCCUCUGCUUUUUGUAUCACACAUUGUUCCCACGGCGACGCUCUCGGCACUUGAGAAUGUUUUUUAUACAUGAAAAGACGUGAAUCCUGACGAUAACUUUCAUAUAUUCAACGUGUUUGCUGUCAUUUCGAGAAAAAACAAGUGCAUUCGCUGAAAAAGAGACUCACCUUUGAAUGACCUUUUUUUUGUAGCACCACAUUUAGCACCAGAAAGACUUCUUGUCCUGCUGAUUAUAUGCUUUGUCUGUCCUCUGAUAUUCUAGCCUUUACCUGCUGUCCCGGUGUAAAGCUAAGAGUUAGUCUAACUGCAGCAUGCUGACCUGUAGAUUGCUUGUGGGACGGCAGGCGUGAUGCUGAUCAAUAUUUAUAAUAAUAGUAAUAAUCAUAUGAAUUGCACUUUUCUGUACAGACGGCCUCCUGAGUCCAUCCUGACUCCUCCCUCCAUCGUUUGUUUCACUGCUGUCAGUCAUCAGGGGGGAACUUUUUAAUCCCUCACUGGUGUCAACAUGGGCUAAAUUAUAAUUCGAGGCUUUGGUUGAUCCAUAAAUUGAAGGAGAAGAUCAGAGGAGCAGCAGCUGAGAUGGACCCACAUGAGUUUCUUCUAAAAGAAAUCUGAUAUCAUGUCAACACUCACAGCAGGAUUAACCGAGUCUGUUACGAGGAAGGGAUGGUAAACAGGAAGCCUGUAUGUGUCUGCAGCUGCUGUUGAUUCUUCAGAAGAUGACACACCUUAAUCAUUAGAGUGCGAGCGUUCAGUUUCUCUCCUGGUCGUGUUAUUGAUUUAAGAUUUUGCACAGCCUGAACUUCUUAUAAAAACGCAACAGAAUUACUAUUUUGUCUUCGAGAAUCUCGUAAAUUUACAACUGUAUUCUUCUUGUUUUUGAUUUCUUAACUUUGUAACUUUAUUCUUGUAAAUUCACAGAUUUAUUUAUUUGUUAAUUUGCAGCUCUAUUCUCAUGAGUAACUUCUCACUCUUAAACUGACUCUAGUCAUUCGUGACUCUAGUCACACAUUCUGACUUUUUCUCCUCAUACAAUCACUGUCACUGUCACCGCAUACAGUGUUGUGUUUUUGGACAAACUAUGAGCUCAACCGCUUCAAUGUCAUGACGAAAAAAAUUUACUUUUUAUGACACCAGGAGAUCUGAACAGGUUUGAAAGUCAACUGUGAGGCUUCAUUAUGACCAACAAACCCCAAAUCUGACUUUUAGGGACACAGCUGAUAAUUUUAAUGUCGUUCUUUAUUCCUUUUUUUUCUUUUGUAAUUGAAGUUUUUAUUCAACUUUUAUAUAUUCAACAUUAUACAGAAGAUAUCCAACUUCAGCACGAACAAAACAACCAUAUUGAUCAGAAUGACACAUACCAAAAACAAAAUAGGCAUAUAUAUUCACACAGAGCCCAACCCAUAAACAUAACAGCACAUUGCUCAACACUAAAACAGUGUCUAUAACAGAAAAGGAAUAUAAGAUAAUAAACCUACAGUAUAUAUACACUCAUGUACCUGCACAUAUCUACAUACACGCAUAAGUCGUCAUCUCCUCACAUGUCAUAUGAUUCUUCAUUCCUGGAACUGCUGCAGGAGUUUAGGUGUCUGACAAACAUGCUAAAAAAACACAGCUCCCAGUUCCUGGUUUAACUGGUGGUGCAAGUCCACCGAUCUGAAACUGUCUCCCACAUUUUAAAGCUACAUUUACACCGGUCACAAGACAGAGAUUACUGAGGAGUUGGCUGAUCUGUCUUGUGUUUGGAACACUGACCUACUUUGUAAAAGUGAUGAAACCAGAAAAUCUGGCUCUUCUCAGCGGUUAAAAUUCCUAAUUUUGAUUUUAAAGUUUGAGAACAAAAGAAAUAUUCUCAUUUUGGCGUGUAUUUCCUCUCCAGAUGUUUAUUUCUGGACUGAAUAGUCUGUUGUUCACUGAAUGCAUCUGGUGGUGGACUCUUUCUGGUUUUGGAAACCCCCAGAAACAGCUCCGGGGUCAGGAUGGCUCAUGAGGCUGAAGUAGAUCAUUUUGGUAGUUUGAACUCGUGACUCAGGCAGGAGAAGUAUUGUUAAAGUCUAUAUUACUGCAGUUUCUUCUCUAAAAUAUGCAGACAAAAAUCAUUUUUUAUUUGAAGUGCAAAUUAUUCACCACCUCUUACCGAAUCAUUGUGUCUCCAUUCAGAUUGUGGAGCAGGUUUGGUUUGCAGUACGAUAAAUGUGAUUGGGGACUUUGUUGUGCCACAUAUUGGACGUGUAUUUUCAGAAAGUCAGGUGUGUUUGUAUCGAGUGAAACAGAAGUUUUUGUGUACUGAAAUGACAUCUCAGUGUGCUCAAAGGACCCUAAUGUUCAGGUAAAUACUUUCAUGUCAUAAAGAUGUUGUUGUUGGUCUCAUGGAGGCAUUUUCAGAGGGCUUUGUUUGUAUUUUCAAUCACCAAAUGUUGAUCGAAUCUAAUUUUCUCCACAGCUUGGUAAUCAUCGACUUUAACAAAACUUCAGGACACUGCCAUGAACGAGCGAUCACAUCUUCACGUUUGCUUCAUGAAUAAAUAAACCUUUAUAUUCUGGUACCAUGUAAAACCUUUUGGCAUCCUGCACAGACUUUUGUAAAGCUUCUCCUUUUUCUGUAAUGAAUGAAUAAUUCCAAUUAAACGACUUUUCAACAGAGACUAAAUCAAAG